CAGGACUGGUGACGACUUGUGGUUGAUUGUCAACCCUUUCUCCGUCGACGUGGCCUGCGCGUCUACCGAGGACGCUCGGAGGCUGGUCAUGGUGGCCCAGCAGAUCUACAAGAGAGGGGCGUCGAUCAUAUCGCCGGCGAGGGACUGGCGCACGGUGGUUGCCAUCGAAGGCAACCAGCGGCUGGAUAUGCCAUUCGCCAUGUCCGGGCAGCGGGUCUACAACGGCUCUCUGCGCGCUCUGGCGGACGUGGUCAACGCGAAGCUUGAGAAGAACUGGGCGUGGAUGGACCAGUUCCUCGAGACGCUCCGCCGCGAGCUGUGAGACCCGCCGCCCCCCCCCCCCUGGGCGCCGCGGACCGGGCGGCGCGGCCGCUGGUCGGUGGGCCCUCUCCCCACUCGGGGGUUCGCAGCUGGUUGUACCCCACCUUUACCCCUCCCCGACCCGCGCGCCCUCGCCAGGGGGAACGUUUCCGCGCCGGCAGGGUCCCAAAACAGGGCGGAUGUGCUCCAGCUGCCACAGCCUCCCGAGCCGCCCUGCUCCGCUCAUGUUGCGCCGCUGCUUGGCGGCCAGCCCCCCCCCUCCAGGGAGCUGGCCGCCUAACUGCCCGCCCGCAGGGCAGGAAGGCGGCCGACACUAUGCGUACCAUGAUCAACCGAAAGCAGACGCUUCUGAAUUGGACUCCUCCCCAAGAGGGGCCGAAGCACGCGUCGUGGCCUCGCCUGAGGCUCUGGUCCACGCAAGGCCAGCCUCAACGAGGCCGAACUGGUCCAACACCUGCUCAAGAGAGGCGAAGUCCUGCGGAGCAGAA
Molecule: messenger RNA, 809 nt
Organism: Prorocentrum cordatum
Lineage: Eukaryota; Dinophyceae; Prorocentrales; Prorocentraceae
Source: the annotation of a GenBank genome assembly